Molecule: messenger RNA, 709 nt
Organism: Phacochoerus africanus (Common warthog)
Lineage: Eukaryota; Metazoa; Chordata; Mammalia; Artiodactyla; Suidae
Gene: INSL6
Product: insulin like 6
Exons: 2
Coding region: 68-709 (213 amino acids)
Cellular component (GO): extracellular region
Molecular function (GO): hormone activity
Source: RefSeq, a predicted model, not a curated record
GCGCGCACGCGCGGUCUUGGCACAAGGCAGUUAGGGAGCGCGAGGGACUUGGACUGGGGGCUCAGGGAUGCCGCGGCUCCUCGGCUUGUGUGUGCUGUGGCUUGGGCUUCCUCUGGUUCGGUUCUCCCGUGAGCUGAACGACAUUAGCAGAGCCAGGAAGUUGUGCGGCAGGCAUUUACUGAAAGAAAUAGUAAGACUCUGUGGCAAUGUUAGCUGGAGCCAGUUUGAAGAGGAAAACCCCCUCACACACCUGCUUUCCCAAGCCGAGCAGGUUGAAACGUUCAUCCCCGACCGGUUGGAAAGCUCCCAAACCACUUUCUCGGUCUGGGGAAGAGGUUCAAGACAAGUCUCUACUUCUGCCUCUCAGGAAGAAGCAAUAAACAAUUUAAAGAUGAAGUCACUGCAUGAAUAUCAGUAUAAAAAGGCCAACUUGCCUUUUAAGACAAGACAAGAGAUAAUUUCCUCAACACAAGACAUCAAUCCAUAUAUUCGUGAGAUUGUAGAAUUUCAGAAGAAAAACACAAACAAUUUUAAAACCUUAAGCAAUUUGUUUUGGGGCUAUCAUCCCCAAAGAAAACGCAGAGGAUACUCAGAAAAAUGUUGUCUAAAAGGAUGUACAAAAGAAGAACUUAGUAUUGCAUGUCUUCCGUAUAUUGAUUAUAAAAACUUAAAGAAAGAAGCAUCAGCAAUUGUGACUGAAAUAUACUAA